AUGUCACAGUUCUUCGAAUCCGCUACUCCCGUUGCCAUCCCCACAGUCAACGCCAACAAUGGCGCCAACGAUGCCGGCAGCCCCGCCACCGGCGCUGCUCCCGCAGCUGGGGCUGGCGCCCAGCCCACCAUCAACCACAGGCUCUUACUGUCGUUGAAAGAGGCCGCUAAGAUCAUCGGUACCAAGGGCUCGACCAUCUCGCGUAUAAGAGCUGCCAAUUCCGUCAAGAUCGGCAUCUCCGAAAAGGUGCCCGGGUGCUCCGACAGGAUUCUGUCUUGCGCUGGCAACAUAAUUAACGUGGCCAACGCCGUCGGCGACAUCGUCGACGUGCUCAACAAGAAGGACGCUGAGAAAGAGGACACCGCCGCGGCCGCCGAGGACGAGGGUGAAGAACACUACUAUUUCCACUUCUUGAACCAUAUCUUGCCCGCACCCUCUAAGGACGAGAUCAGAGACCUGCAGCAGCUGGAAAACAUUGGAUACGUCAGACUCAUCGUGGCCAACUCCCAUAUCUCCUCCAUUAUCGGCAAGGCCGGCGCCACUAUCAAGUUCCUGAUCAACAAGCACGGCGUCAAGAUCGUUGCUUCCAAGGACUUCUUACCCGAUAGCGACGAGAGGAUCAUCGAGAUUCAGGGCUUCCCCGGAUCCAUCACCAACGUGCUCAUCGAGAUCAGUGAGAUUAUCUUGAACGAUGUUGAUGUCAGGUUCAACACCGAGAGGUCCUAUUUCCCUCACUUGAAAAAAUCGCCCGGCGAGCCCUCGUCUCCUCCAGCCUCCUCCAGCACCAAAAUCGAAUUGAAGAUUCCAGAACUGUACGUGGGUGCCAUCAUUGGCCGUGGCAUGAACAGAAUCAAAAACUUGAAGACCUUCACAAAGACCAAUAUCGUUGUAGAAAGGAAAGACGACGACGACAAGGACGAAAACUUUAGAAAAUUCAUAAUCACGAGUAAAUUCCCCAAGAACGUCAAGCUGGCUGAGUCGAUGCUUUUGAAAAACCUAAAUACCGAGAUAGAGAAGCGUGAAAACUACAAGAGAAAACUGGAAAGCUCGGAGGGUCACGCCGCCCCCGCUGCAACUGAACAUUCUGACUUCAUGUCCUCCUCCGAAGAAGAAGAAGAGGAAGAAAAAGAGGAAGAAGAAGGACAGGACAAUGAAGAUGAACAGUAG
Saccharomyces eubayanus is the source of this 1167-nucleotide messenger RNA. It is a transcript of the gene HEK2, whose product is annotated as Hek2p. Gene Ontology annotation, biological process: 3'-UTR-mediated mRNA stabilization. The record is from RefSeq and is a predicted model, not a curated record. Gene Ontology annotation, cellular component: cytoplasm; nucleus. NCBI's taxonomy places the organism in Eukaryota, Fungi, Ascomycota, Saccharomycetes, Saccharomycetales, Saccharomycetaceae. Gene Ontology annotation, molecular function: mRNA 3'-UTR AU-rich region binding. The transcript has a single exon. Bases 1 to 1167 code for a protein of 388 amino acids.